Anastrepha ludens (Mexican fruit fly) is the source of this 395-nucleotide messenger RNA. RefSeq lists its product as uncharacterized. The transcript has 2 exons. The coding region runs from base 83 to 289 and encodes 68 amino acids. The record is from RefSeq and is a predicted model, not a curated record. Gene Ontology annotation, biological process: mitochondrial electron transport, cytochrome c to oxygen. NCBI's taxonomy places the organism in Eukaryota, Metazoa, Arthropoda, Insecta, Diptera, Tephritidae.
AUCGAUUAGUGUGUGACAGCAGAAGGAAAUCAUUUCGGCCAGCAGUUAGUUAAGAUCACUAAAUUUUUAGUAAUAAAGAAAAAUGUUCCAAAACAGCGCUGCUCGUCUUUUGAUUCCAGCCAUCCGCAACGGAUUGCAAACCCGCUGCCAAUCUGCCGUUGCUGGACCCCCUGUUAAUAAGGUUCCUAAAGCUGAACUAAUCAUCUUAGGUGGUGGUAUGUGCGCAUCUAUGCUCGUUGUGCCAGCUUGGGUAUUGCUCCAUAUGAAGGACUACAGAGGUGGACACUAAAAUGACCGACUGGUGGAACAAUUGCUUUCAAUAAUGAAAUUAUUUAGAAUAUUUGCAAAGUUGUAAAGUGAAAAUACCACAGUUUAAAUAUAUUACCUUAAAUAAA